Molecule: messenger RNA, 1516 nt
Organism: Daucus carota subsp. sativus
Lineage: Eukaryota; Viridiplantae; Streptophyta; Magnoliopsida; Apiales; Apiaceae
Product: protein XRI1
Exons: 9
Coding region: 311-1198 (295 amino acids)
Biological process (GO): female meiotic nuclear division; male meiotic nuclear division
Source: RefSeq, a predicted model, not a curated record
UAGUUUGAUUGAUUUGUGUUGGUGGGAUUGCUUGGUGGUAAUUUUGUGUGUGAGUGAUUUUCAUUUGGGGGUUGAAAUGUUGAAUUUGGGAUUUGUGUUUGAUCUGUGUUGAUUGUUUAUAUUGGUUGGAUUGAAAUGUGAUUAGGUAGAAGUAGAUCAUAUGUUGGUGAUGGUUGGUUUGCUGUACAUUUGUGUGGACAACCAAAAUCGAAACAUAUCUAGUAAAUCUCAUUCGUAAAUCGUAAGUAGGGUCUUGUUAAUGAUGAGAUGUAUGCGGACCUUUACCUUAAUCCUUAACGUGUAAAGAGAUAUGUGGGACUUGCAAGUCGGAGAUUAUUCCAUGCCAGAUGAUGCACUUCUUGAUCUAUCAAAAUGCAUGUGGAAUGGUGGAGGCCCAAAUGAAGAAGUAUUGCCGGGCAUGUUUGAAGAAAACACUCCUUUAAAGGCUUGUGGGGAUCUCCCGUAUGACGCAACUUCAAGUGAAUACAUGAAUAAGGAUCUGGACCUAUUUAGGGAGAACUCUUCACAGAUAAAGAGGCGCCGCAUGUUACAAUUUGAUCCUGAUGUCUUCAAUGCUCCACUUUGCAACGUAGACAUGACAACAUCAUUUUUAGAAUCAGAGGAGAGGAUGGAUUCAUUUGAAGAAGCUUUGCCUGAUGUUUCACAGUGGGUUAACAGCUUUGCAGAUACAUCUGCAUCUGGUUAUGUUCCUCCAGAUCAGUCGUCUGAGGGAUGGUUGACCGACUGCUUAGGGAAUGCUGAUAUGCAACUCAGUCUUGAGGAUAUGAAUCUCGCUGGUUCAUCUGAUCUGCAAAUUGAUAUUACAGAGUUUUGCGACACCCCAGUACAGCAUGAAGCCACUGCCUAUGCUACUCCUCCAGAGUGUUUCACAGAAGCUCGUCCAAAACUCGUUAUCAAAGGUAAGAAGUCAAACGUGCGUCCACCUACUAAGGGAACUUCUUCAGUAGUAUACCCCUUUGCGUUUGUCAAGCCAUGUGGUGUUCACGGAGAUGUAACACUAAGGGAUAUAAACCAGCGGAUCCGCGCUCCGCCCCCAUUGAAAUCAAAGAAAAACUUGCAAGAUCCUUCAGCUGCUUAUCCCACAUCAGCUUUAACCGGGAAGCCUGUAGUUGGUAAAACAAAAAUCCGAACAGAAGGUGGCAAAGGCAGCAUUACGAUCAUGAGAACCAAAGGUUGAUUCAAUAACUUCUCUUUCUACUGUUUUGCUCGACGGAAUUGGAAACAAAAUUUUCAUACAUAUACUUCCUCCUAGUUUAGAGAUUGUUAGGCUGUCCUGUUCUCGGAGUUCAUAAAUCAUCUUAAAAUAGUUACAUUUCAAGAGGUUUACUAGGUGGAAGUAGUUAGCGACUGUUCUUUUCUCGAUACCAUGAUGGCAUCACUAGUUCGUAUUAAAAUCUUCUUAUCUUUAGAAGAACUUAUAAAAGUUCUCUUCAUUUGCAAAGCUUUGUAAGCUUGGAUUGAUUUAAAUUUUAUAGAAACUUGAUAUUGCGGAUUU